CACAGUGCUGACUGCGUUGGAUUUUAGGAUCUCACAUCUGCCACUAGUGCCACUGCUGUUUCUUUUUAGUAUUCCGUUGUGUUCUAUAAAAAAUGGCGGCUCCCAGCGCACCAAAAGACGUUAACGCAUAUCUCAAUCAAAAGCAGAAUGUCGCCGAUAAGGAAUUGGCAGCCGAGUGGGCAAAACUUGAAGAGCUUUACAGCAAAAAGCUUUGGCAUCAGUUGACCCUCAAAUUGGAGACUUUCGUCACACAUCCUGCACUCCAGAAAGACGAGAACUUAGUGGAUCUUUACAACAAUUUCUUGUCUACUUUUGAAAACAAAAUCAACCCACUGUCUUUUGUCGAAAUUCUAGCUCACGUAAUAAAGCAAUUCAAAGAUAAGCGCAGUGCAAUCAAUUUCCUUGAGAAAACUGAGACAAAAGUUAAGGGUAACAAAGAAGCAGUUGCUCUCUGUAAAGUUCUAGCAGGACAAAUACUCUUAGAUGAAUUGAACAUCCAAGAUGAAGCCAAGAAAAUCAUUGAAGAUGUUGAGGUGAUGCUUGAUUCCAGUGAUGGAGUCACAUCUGUUCAUGGUAGAUUUUACCUGUUAGCUAGCCGUCUAUACCGGUUGCAAGGAAAGCAUGCUGAGUAUUAUAGAACAGCUCUUAGGUACUUGGGUUGUACUGAAUUAGAUACUCUAAGUAAACCUGAACAAGAGCAACAUGCCUUCUUCCUUGGUCUAGCAGCACUUCUCGGAGAAGGUGUUUACAAUCUUGGAGAACUUCUGGCUCAUCCUGUUUUAGAAUCUCUGAAAGGAACUCCCAACUCGUGGCUUAUUGAUUUACUUCAAGCUUUCAAUGCUGGUGACAUUGUUGCACUGGAGAGGUUGAAGCCACAGUGGAGUAAAGUAGCAGAUCUUGCAGCUCAAGAACUGAAACUCAGACAGAAGAUUUCAUUGCUUUGUUUGAUGGAAAUGACUUUUAAACGUCAAGCAAAUAACCGACAAUUGACUUUUGCUGAAAUUUCGCAAGAGACACAUCUGCCAAUUGGUGAAGUGGAGCUUUUGGUAAUGAAAGCUCUUGCACAAGGACUCGUACGAGGAGCAAUCGAUCAAGUUGCAGGUACAGUAAACAUGACAUGGGUACAACCGCGAGUUCUCGACCGUACGCAAAUCUCGGGAAUGAUCCAACGUCUCGAGAGUUGGUGUAAGGAUGUCAACUCGAUGGAAAGUCUUCUUGAAAACAGAGCCACAGAAAUUAUUACGCUCUAAUCUAUCAAGAUACUUAAUGAUGUGUUCCUCAUUCGAAAAUUUGAUUUCAUUGACUCUUUCUCUCCCUUUUUACUUGUGCAUUUAAAAAAAUACCGACUUGAAGUAAAGAUUUUUCUUAUAAACUUUCUUGGUUUAAUGCAUUUUUAAUUUUUUCUGUAAGAAACUGUAUUGAAAAAUUUUUGUAAAUACAUAAGUUACGCAAGAUUAAUAAUAAAAA
Phymastichus coffea is the source of this 1467-nucleotide messenger RNA. RefSeq names its product 26S proteasome non-ATPase regulatory subunit 13 (gene Rpn9). The record is from RefSeq and is a predicted model, not a curated record. The transcript has 5 exons. Bases 93 to 1250 code for a protein of 385 amino acids. NCBI's taxonomy places the organism in Eukaryota, Metazoa, Arthropoda, Insecta, Hymenoptera, Eulophidae. Gene Ontology annotation, molecular function: structural molecule activity. Gene Ontology annotation, biological process: ubiquitin-dependent protein catabolic process. Gene Ontology annotation, cellular component: cytosol; proteasome regulatory particle, lid subcomplex; nucleus.